This is a messenger RNA of Arvicola amphibius (Eurasian water vole), 4827 nucleotides long. RefSeq names its product nitric oxide synthase 1 (gene Nos1). Gene Ontology annotation, molecular function: protein binding; nitric-oxide synthase activity; FMN binding. The record is from RefSeq and is a predicted model, not a curated record. NCBI's taxonomy places the organism in Eukaryota, Metazoa, Chordata, Mammalia, Rodentia, Cricetidae. Gene Ontology annotation, biological process: nitric oxide biosynthetic process.
AUGGAAGAGCACACAUUUGGAGUUCAGCAGAUCCAACCCAAUGUCAUUUCUGUCCGUCUCUUCAAACGCAAAGUCGGGGGUCUGGGCUUCUUGGUGAAGGAGCGGGUCAGCAAGCCACCCGUUAUCAUCUCCGACCUGAUUCGAGGAGGUGCCGCGGAACAGAGCGGCCUUAUCCAAGCCGGAGACAUUAUUCUAGCCGUCAAUGGCCGGCCCCUGGUGGACCUCAGCUAUGACAGCGCCCUGGAGGUACUCAGGGGCAUUGCCUCUGAGACCCAUGUGGUCCUCAUUCUGAGGGGCCCCGAGGGCUUCACUACACACCUGGAGACCACCUUCACAGGAGACGGAACCCCCAAGACCAUCCGGGUGACCCAGCCCUUGGGUCCCCCCACCAAAGCUGUCGAUCUGUCCCACCAACCGUCAGGCAGCAAAGACCAGUCAUUAGCAGUAGGCAGGACCAUGGGUCCUGGUAAUGGGCCUCAGCAUGCCCAUGGCAAUGGACAGGAAGCUGGCUUAGUCUCCCAGGCUAAUGGUCUGGCCAUUGACCCUACAAUAAAAAGUACCAAGGCCAAUCUCCAGGACAGCGGGGAGCAUGAUGAACUGCUGAAAGAGAUAGAACCUGUGCUGAGCCUCCUCAACAGUGGAGGCAAGGCAAUCAACAGAGGUGGACCAGCCAAAGCAGAAAUGAAGGACACCGGUGUCCAGGUGGACAGAGACGGGGACAGCAAGCUGCACAAAGCUCUGCCGCUGGGCAGCGAGAACGACCGAGUCUUCAAUGACCUGUGGGGGAAGGGCAACGUCCCUGUGGUCCUCAACAACCCAUAUUCAGAGAAGGAUCAGCCCCCCACCUCGGGAAAGCAGUCCCCCACCAAGAAUGGCAGCCCUUCCAGGUGCCCCCGCUUCCUCAAGGUCAAGAACUGGGAGACAGAUGUGGUCCUCACAGACACUCUGCACCUCAAGAGUACAUUGGAAACGGGGUGCACAGAGCACAUCUGCAUGGGCUCUGUCAUGCUGCCAUCCCAGCACACGCGGAAGCCAGAAGAUGUCCGCACAAAGGAGCAGCUCUUCCCGCUAGCCAAAGAAUUUCUCGACCAAUACUACUCAUCCAUUAAAAGGUUUGGCUCCAAGGCGCACAUGGACAGGCUGGAGGAGGUGAACAAGGAGAUUGAAAGCACCAGCACCUACCAGCUCAAGGACACCGAGCUCAUCUACGGCGCCAAGCACGCCUGGCGGAAUGCCUCUCGAUGUGUGGGCAGGAUUCAGUGGUCCAAGCUGCAGGUGUUUGAUGCCAGAGACUGCACCACAGCCCACGGCAUGUUCAACUACAUCUGUAACCACGUCAAGUACGCCACCAACAAGGGGAACCUCAGGUCGGCCAUCACUAUAUUCCCCCAGAGGACAGACGGCAAGCAUGACUUCCGAGUGUGGAACUCACAGCUCAUCCGCUAUGCUGGCUACAAGCAACCCGAUGGCUCUACCUUGGGGGACCCUGCAAAUGUGCAGUUUACAGAGAUCUGUAUUCAGCAGGGCUGGAAGCCCCCGAGAGGCCGCUUCGAUGUCCUGCCGCUCCUGCUCCAGGCCAAUGGCAAUGACCCUGAGCUCUUCCAGAUCCCCCCAGAGCUGGUGCUGGAAGUUCCCAUCAGGCACCCCAAGUUUGACUGGUUUAAAGACCUGGGGCUCAAGUGGUAUGGCCUCCCUGCUGUGUCCAACAUGCUGCUAGAGAUUGGGGGCCUGGAGUUCAGCGCCUGUCCCUUCAGUGGCUGGUACAUGGGCACAGAGAUCGGCGUCCGUGACUACUGCGACAACUCUCGAUACAACAUCCUGGAGGAAGUAGCCAAGAAGAUGAACUUGGACAUGAGGAAGACAUCCUCCCUGUGGAAGGACCAGGCGUUGGUGGAGAUCAACAUUGCUGUUCUGUACAGCUUCCAGAGUGACAAGGUGACCAUCGUUGACCACCACUCUGCCACCGAGUCCUUCAUCAAACACAUGGAAAAUGAAUACCGCUGCAGAGGGGGCUGCCCUGCCGACUGGGUGUGGAUUGUGCCCCCCAUGUCGGGCAGCAUUACCCCCGUCUUCCACCAGGAGAUGCUCAACUAUCGACUCACCCCAUCCUUCGAAUACCAGCCUGACCCAUGGAACACGCACGUGUGGAAGGGUACCAAUGGGACCCCCACGAAGCGGCGAGCGAUUGGCUUCAAGAAAUUGGCAGAAGCCGUCAAGUUCUCUGCCAAGCUGAUGGGGCAGGCCAUGGCGAAGAGGGUCAAAGCAACGAUUCUCUACGCCACAGAGACAGGCAAAUCACAAGCCUACGCCAAGACCCUGUGCGAGAUUUUCAAGCACGCCUUUGAUGCCAAGGCCAUGUCCAUGGAGGAGUAUGACAUCGUGCACCUGGAGCACGAAGCCCUGGUCUUGGUGGUCACCAGCACCUUCGGCAAUGGAGACCCCCCUGAGAACGGGGAGAAAUUCGGCUGUGCUCUGAUGGAGAUGAGGCACCCGAACUCCAUGCAGGAGGAAAGGAAGUACCCGGAACCCUUGCAUUUCUUUCCCCGUAAAGGGCCUUCCCUGUCCCAUGCUAACCUUGAAGCCCACAGUCUGGUUGCUGUCCGUGACAACCAGCACAGGAGCUACAAGGUUCGAUUCAACAGUGUCUCCUCCUAUUCUGACUCCCGCAAGUCGUCAGGCGAUGGGCCCGACCUCAGGGACAACUUUGAAAGUACUGGACCCCUGGCCAAUGUGAGGUUCUCAGUAUUCGGCCUGGGCUCUCGGGCGUACCCUCACUUCUGCGCCUUCGGACACGCAGUGGACACCCUCCUGGAGGAGCUGGGAGGGGAGAGGAUUCUGAAGAUGAGGGAGGGGGAUGAGCUCUGCGGGCAGGAAGAGGCUUUCAGAACCUGGGCCAAGAAGGUCUUCAAGGCUGCCUGUGAUGUGUUCUGCGUGGGGGAUGACGUCAACAUCGAGAAGGCGAACAAUUCCCUCAUCAGCAACGACCGCAGCUGGAAGAGGAACAAGUUCCGCCUCACCUAUGUGGCGGAAGCUCCAGAGCUGACACAAGGUCUUUCCAAUGUGCACAAAAAGCGAGUCUCCGCUGCUCGAUUCCUUAGCCGCCAAAACCUGCAGAGCCCGACGUCCAGCCGAUCAACCAUCUUCGUGCGACUCCACACCAAUGGGAAUCAGGAGCUGCAGUACCAGCCAGGCGACCACCUAGGUGUCUUCCCUGGCAACCACGAGGACCUCGUGAAUGCCCUCAUUGAGCGGCUGGAGGAUGCGCCGCCUGCCAACCACAUGGUGAAGGUGGAGAUGCUGGAGGAGAGGAACACAGCUCUGGGCGUCAUCAGCAACUGGAAGGAUGAGCCUCGCCUCCCACCCUGCACCAUCUUCCAGGCCUUCAAGUACUACUUGGACAUCACCACGCCACCCACGCCCCUGCAGCUACAGCAGUUCGCCUCCCUGGCCACCAGCGAGAAAGAGAAGCAGCGGCUGCUGGUCCUCAGCAAGGGGCUGCAGGAAUAUGAGGAGUGGAAAUGGGGCAAGAACCCCACGAUGGUGGAGGUGCUGGAGGAGUUCCCGUCCAUCCAGAUGCCGGCCACACUUCUCCUCACCCAGCUGUCGCUGUUGCAGCCUCGUUACUACUCCAUCAGCUCCUCCCCAGACAUGUACCCCGACGAGGUGCACCUCACUGUGGCCAUUGUCUCCUACCACACCCGAGAUGGGGAAGGACCCAUUCACCACGGCGUGUGCUCCUCCUGGCUCAACCGGAUACAGGCGGAUGACGUAGUCCCCUGCUUCGUGAGAGGUGCCCCUAGCUUCCACCUGCCUCGAAAUCCCCAGGUCCCUUGCAUCCUGGUUGGCCCAGGCACUGGCAUUGCGCCCUUCCGAAGCUUCUGGCAACAGCGACAAUUUGACAUUCAACACAAAGGAAUGAAGCCCUGCCCCAUGGUCCUGGUUUUCGGGUGUCGACAAUCCAAGAUAGAUCAUAUCUACAGAGAGGAGACCCUGCAGGCCAAGAACAAGGGUGUCUUCCGAGAGCUGUAUACUGCCUAUUCCCGGGAACCUGACAGGCCAAAGAAAUACGUUCAGGACGUGCUGCAGGAGCAGCUGGCCGAGCCUGUGUACCGUGCCCUGAAGGAGCAAGGAGGCCACAUCUAUGUCUGUGGGGAUGUCACCAUGGCUGCCGAUGUCCUCAAAGCCAUCCAGCGCAUAAUGACCCAGCAGGGGAAGCUCUCAGAGGAGGAUGCUGGUGUGUUCAUCAGCAGACUGAGGGAUGACAACCGGUACCAUGAGGACAUCUUUGGAGUCACCCUGCGAACAUAUGAAGUGACCAACCGCCUUAGAUCUGAGUCCAUUGCCUUCAUUGAAGAGAGCAAAAAAGAUACAGAUGAUCAGAAUGGCUGUUUCCGGAGACUUCUCACUGUUUCUCCUCCAGACAGCUUGGCUGUCUCCAAACAUUCCCUGUCCACGCAGGUUACACUUCUGUUGCAUGUGCACACACUCACACCUGUGAAUCGGGUGCCUGCGGAGGCCAGAAGGGAGUGCUGGCUAGACCUGGAGUUAGAGGCAACCGUGAACUGCCACACAUGGGUGCUGGAAACCGAACUGGGUUCUCAGGAAGAACAGAACUCGGUGCCUCUGGGAAUCAGAGAGAGGGAGCUGUCCCCUCAGCCCAAUGUGCAGAGUGCACGCAUGCUUUUGUUUCCAGCACUUGAUCCCUCCUCUUCCUCCCCAGCUCCACCACAGCCUCAUCUUCUGGACCAGCUGAUUCUCCUGGAGAUCUUUAAGGCUGCCACUUCUCCCCUGCAGGAGCGCGCCCUCACCUCCGCCAUCUUUGUUUAA